Colletotrichum orchidophilum is the source of this 1212-nucleotide messenger RNA. RefSeq lists its product as uncharacterized. The record is from RefSeq and is a predicted model, not a curated record. Gene Ontology annotation, molecular function: DNA-binding transcription factor activity, RNA polymerase II-specific; zinc ion binding. Gene Ontology annotation, cellular component: nucleus. The transcript is spliced from 2 exons. NCBI's taxonomy places the organism in Eukaryota, Fungi, Ascomycota, Sordariomycetes, Glomerellales, Glomerellaceae. Gene Ontology annotation, biological process: regulation of DNA-templated transcription. Bases 1 to 1212 code for a protein of 403 amino acids.
AUGGCCGCACCAGUCACCCUUCCAUCCAUCCAGGAUCCCCACGGCGCCUAUGGCCAACCCGCCUACGCGAGGUCAUACCCUGGUGAUCCACGAGGUGACCCGCGCGCCGAUCCGCGCGCCAGUAACUACAGCGCCUCCCCGAAUUCCGUGAACGGCUACCCGCCACCGCAACCGGGUGGCCACCCGCCGCAACUGCCACCGUUGCAACCUCCAGGAGACCCAAGAUCUCCCACUUAUCCUCCUCCGCCAGAUGCGAGGGACGAUUACUACAGAAACCGCCAGCCUCAGCAGCAGUAUGGCGACCCUUACUACCAGGACUAUCACAACCGUCAAGGCCCGCCCCCCCCGGGCCGCUACCCGGAUUACCCUCCUCCCGGCCCGGGCGGCCCACGAUAUGACUACCCACCAGGCGCACCACCGAGAUACGACUACGGUCAAGGAGGCCCUCCCAUGCAGCAAGCCGCCCCGAGACAGCGGACCUCCAUUGCUUGCAGAUACUGUAGAAAGAGAAAGAUUCGAUGCAGCGGCUAUCAAAGUGCCCCUGGCGGCAAAUGCGUGAACUGCAGCAGAAUGAAUCAGGAAUGUAUAUUCCAGCCCGUCUCGUCAUCUAGCUCAACUGCGUUCGUACCCGUUUCGGCCAUCCAGGGAGGAGUUCCACCGGGAACGCCGCUCUAUGGAGCUUAUGGGCAGCCUCUCCCCCCAGGCUCGCUGCCUGCGCCACCGCCCCAGGGUUACCCACCUCAGCCUGGCAACGGCGGUUACUACCAACAGCCUCUCCCGUCCCCGACUGGCGGCUACUCGCCAUACGAUGCGCAGCGUGGAAGGCGGCGACCGAGGGACGAUGAAGUGGACGAGCUUCGGCCUCCGCCUCCUGAUCCGAACUCUGCAGAUGAUCCUCGACGUCGUUCACCAGCCUCGAGCUCGAACCACAGCAGUCCGGGAGGUUACAUGGGCUACCCGCAAGGUGGUCACCCCGGAUAUGACCCAAGAGCGCCCCCGGCCAGACAUAGUCCUGGACAGCCGGCGGCGGUACCUCACCCGCAGACGGGAGACGAGCGAGCCGCGGCAGCGACCCAGCGGCAAAGCAAUUCCUCCACCCCGGCAGCAUCUUCAAGCUCGGUAAUGAGCCUGAACAACUUGGUGGAUACGACUCCCAACGACAUCGAUAGGAACAUGCUGGGAAGAUUGAAUCGUCCACCGGUGAGGAAGUAA